AUGGCCGCCCCCUACGAUGAUCCGUGGGCUGAUUGGCGGCGGCAGAGCAGCGAAGCAGCCCUCUCCCGGGAUGCAGAGAUGAGCGAGACGGCGGCCACCGGUGGGAUGUCGUCCCGACCGACAGCAGAGACCUACCCGGACGAUCCUUCUGACCGCCGGGCCGACGGUGAAGUGAGUGGUGAUUUCGUGGCAGGCCAAUCAGGAGAUUGGCGGGGACGCACCUCUCCCGGGGACACCGCGACCGGCCCGAACACAGACAGCGGUGACCAAAGAGCAGAAGAAGGAGACCGUGCCUCCGACGGGCACCACUCCACUGGUUCUGGUGGCUGGUGGCCUGAGAGUGAUAGAUGGUGGCGCCGAGGUGCUACUGGGGAGUCCUACAGCACUACCACCAGCCAAGCGCGGCGGCAAUGGACGAGUGAAGAAUGGCGGCAGUGGAACGACUGGUGGCAGCGGAACAGCGGCGCGGACGACGCGGCGCGGCCCUCGGUGACUUCGACAUCCCCUCCGAGCACUACUACCCGAACCGGAACUACCUCGACGGCCCGAACCACUUCCACACCGAUAAGCCCUGGGCAUAACGGCGCUGGAGCAGGCAAGGGGCCCUCUGAGAAACUGCUGAUUCCCACUUUCAGCGGGGAGGCCGGCGACAUGGCAGAGAUCGGGUCUUCGGCUCGUAGCUACCUUCGGCAGGUCGAUGCAUGGCAGCGGAUGACGAAGCUCUCGACCGACCAACAGGCCCUUGUUCUCUACCAACACCUGCAAGGGUCUGCUUGGGUGAACGCGGAGUCCCUGGACGUUGGCUGCCUGGCUACGUCUGCUGGCGUAGAGCACCUGAAGGACUGGGUGCGCCAACACUAUCUGGACGUGGAGGUCACGCUGGUGGGAAGGUCGCUGAGUGACCUGUUCAGAAAGUUGAAGCGGAAGCCCCAACAGACCUUCCGGGACUACGCGGCCGAGUUCAACCGUCUCCUUGCGAGGGUCACCGAGUGUGGGUGCCGACUACCAGAUGUGGCCAACGCGUGGCUCUUCGUGGACAGGGCCAACCUCGAUGAGCAGACGGAGGUCAGCCUGCUGGCGAGCGUUGGGAAUCGGUACGAGCUGAAGGCCCUCCAGCAGGCGGCGAUCAUCUUGGAUCGUUCCAUGCGGAAGCCUUGGGAAAAGCCCCGCCAUUUCGAAAACCGAGAUCCGAGACGUGCCCAGACGGUGCACCAGACCGAGGAGUACGGCAGGGACGACGAAGGCCACAGCUCAGAGGACGAGCCACCCUCCAUCGACGACCCCGACAUCGACGGCGAGGCCCUGUACGUGAGCUACAUGACAGCAAAGGCACGGUAUAAGGAGGUGACGAAGUCCAGGGGCGUGGUGACCACUGGUGACCCAACCGCAGCCAAGAAGGCCGCAGAGGAGAAGAUCCGUUUGGCGAAAUCGCGGUCACACUGCUCGGCGUGCGGACAAAAGGGCCACUGGCACAGAGAUUCGGUAUGCCCGAAACACAAAGACAAGGCCGGGGCCCAGACCAUCCACGUCACGAAUGACAUCAUGGAACUCAUCCACGGGAACAACCUGGACCUCCUCGCCAUCCUUGAUUCGGCCUGUUCGAAGUCAGUGGUUGGGACGACAUGGCUUCAGCGCUACCUCGACCACAUCAAGGGCAAGGGACGGGACGUUGAUUUCGUCUACGAGAAAGAAGCCUUCAAGUUCGGGGCGGCCAGCCGGGUCUACGAGUCCACCUAUGCGGCGGUGAUCCUGGUCCCGAUACAAGGGAGGUGGGUCGGCAUUAAGGCGGCGGUGAUCCACGGCGAGCUUCCCCUUCUCCUUUCGAAACCCGCACUUUCUCGAUUGGGAUUGGUGCUGGACCUCGGCAGCAACACCGCCAACUUCAAGGCGAUCGACAGUGGGGAGAUCGAGCUAGCGGCUACCGCUAGCGGCCACCCUGCAAUUCGUGUUGGCCACGGGAACGGCCGUGAGCCGGAUGUGAAGAUGCUUCCCCGACAGUGGGAAGGGCACGGAGUGUCGAUCCUUGCGCCUCGUGAAGUAUACAUGGUCGCACCGGGAAGUUGCCCAACUAGCCCUUGCUCCCCGCCCGUGCUGUUCUAUGGCAAGAAGCUAGGCCCCUUCAUAAAGGACAUGCUUGUUGCGGAUUCCCUCAACACCGAUGCCUUUUACGAUUGGUGGAGUAGUACAAAGCUUUCGAGUGAUUUCUGGAUUGAGUGCCCCGACCGCCUGGUUAGAGUCCACGUAACUCCCCGAAAGAACUUCUUCGACCCCAGAAGCUGGCAGACCACUCACACUCUUCAACGCACGUUGCUGCUGGAUGCCUUGGGUAGCUUGCGUGAGUCCUGGGGGAUUGCGUGCGUCACUCAGUGCACUCUGAAUGUCAUCACCGAAGAUUGGAGAUCUAGAGAGACGGCAAGUGGGUAUUCAACCUUGUGGAUUGGCCGCAGUGUGUUCAAUCGAGCUUCGGGUCAACGCCCGACUCCGACCUGGAACCCUUCCCCCUGCGAUGAGCACUCUGACGCGCAGCUGCUGGCGGAGUGCACCAAGCGAGGCCUGGCGGUCAGCCCCAAGUGGACGUGCCCCGAGUUGCGGACCAUCCUGGUGAACAGCCCGAUCCCUACAGACGAGGGCCUGCAACUCCCGAAGGGGCUCUCUUCCAUGUCGCUGGCGGAACUUCGGCUGGAAGCGGCGCGGGUGGAAGUCGAGUUCUCGGAGAAGGACACGAAGGGCGCGCUCAUGCUGAAGAUCAGGGACGCGGUGGCGCCCAACGAGACGGUGAUGACCCUGGGUCGCUUCAAAGGGUCAUCGUACGCGGACAUCCCGGAGAACUACGGGGCGUGGGCAUCGGAGGAGGAGAAGGUCAACGGGACGAACAUGCACCCCGACCUCAAGCGGUUCGUGGUGUGGCGGCGCCGACACAGGACCAAGGAACAGAAGCCCAAGGAGGAGCCGAACCCCUACUACCUCGACCCCGAGAAGAACGCGAUGGUCCCUCCUCCGCCGAUGAGCGAAACGGGCUGCUCGGCCGCGUCCUGGGCGCUGUUGGGCGAGGGGUACGUGCAGCAUCAGAUAUCCUCUACCACAACGACAACAGCACCCCUUGUGAGGCCCGAGGUGACGCGUCUGGCCGCAACGACCCCCGAGACGUCGUCAUCAGGCCGCAGGACCAGGCAGAGGGAAGAGAGCGAGAAGGAGCGCAUGACCCAGGACGUGACCCCCGAGGUGAUGUCAGAAAUUCAAGCGCUGGAGGCUCGAUUGGCGACGCUGAAGGAGGCAACCGUCCCCGCUGAUGAACUGGACGCCUUCAUGACGAUUCAGCUCGAGGCAAAGGACGGGGAUCAUGCUGGAGAGCGUUUGGCGGCCCAGGGACUUCGUGAUGAAGAUUUUCGCACCGAGACCCUCCUGGCCAUCCUCGAGAAGUAUAACUUCAGUGAUCUUCAUGGUGGUCAACGGCCGCGCGUGCUCACCCAUGGAAGAGAACCAGUCGAUCGCGGAGCCCACGGCGCCUUCAAAGGGAUAACCCGGAAGACGCUAAAAUGGCCGCUUCUCCUGAGGUAUGUGAACGCGUUCCUCGGCGACGAUUGGGAACAUGGAGACGGCCGCCGCGCAGACCGAGACCGCCGAAGUUGGACCUCGCUGAGUAUCUCACACAAUGUACCCUCCGAGAUGCACACCGACAAAAACAACCUGAAGGGGAGCCGAAACUACACCCUGUGCGUCGGUGAGUACGAAGGCGGAGGGUUGUGGCUGGAACAACCAGGAGGCGGAGUGUGGCGGCGCGGACCCCAUGCCGAUGAGGUCGAGGGCAUCGUCAUUGACAACAAGGACCAGCUGUGCGAGUUUGACCCUCGCCUUCGACACGCAUCCCAGCCGUGGACCGGGAAUCGUUGGUCGAUCACGGCCUAUACCAAAGGCCGAGAGGAGGCCCCGCUUCGAAGCCAAAGGAAGAAGGUUCGGAGGAAGGCGGCCGCCCUCAGCGUGCUGCUGGCUACCGCGAUCUCCGUCUUCACAGGCGUCUGCUGCGAUACUCUGCCGGAGAGGAUGUCCCCCAGCAACGCCCUCCUGGAGGUUGGUGGAAUCUCUGCUACCUGUAGACUGGCGGAGUUUUGUCCCCAAACGGUCAACAUCGCCGAGCCCAUUACACUUGAUGAUCUUUUGGACAACGACCAUCCCGAGGACGCUUCCUUUGGCUUGGUCGAGGCGGCGGUAAUGCGCGAGGAGCCCGGCGAACUAUGGAUACAUGUACGAGAAGAAUGGACCGACACCAACAUCUACGAGGACAUGAUGGAGGCCAUCGAGACCCAACUCCGCAGCAGGAGGGCAGUGAUAUUCCAGCGUGCCCUCGAGGAAGACGAGGUGUGGGAACAAAUGACCUCCGGAUGGUGCGAGGCCGGCUACAAGGUCACCCACGAUGUUGGCGAAAAUCAAGAAGAGCUCAUCCGUGUGAUUCAACAUGAAGAAGAGCCGGGGGUGCACGAGGUGAUGAUCGGGGACACCGUGAUUUCCAUGGUGACGGGAAAGGAGACCAACAUCGACGACGAGCUGGAGAAUGUCAGUGGCACGAAUACCUCCGGGUCCGAAGGCGUGGACGACGACCCCGUUGCUGCCGAGUCCAAGGGUGACAGAGCCGGAAAAACGGUCUAUGCGGAAGGGGUGCUUCCUCCGGGUGACGAAGGACGCGACCAACCGUUGGAGCGAGGGGCUCGAGCCAUCAAGUUCCCUCCUUCUGUCCCUGGCCAUAUCGCUUCAAGUCUCCGCCGGCUACACCAAAACUUGGGCCACCCAUCCACUGCCGACUUUGUUCGGCGCCUGAGGUUGGCUGGUGCUAGCCGCGCUGUCCUGAAGGCGGCCCGCUCUCUCACUUGCGAGACGUGCCGCCGCACCAAAGCCACGGCGGCGGCAAAACCCGCCAAGAUCGGAAGCUGCCUGAGGUUCAACAAUGUGGUCGGGGCCGAUUUGAUCUAUGUGCACGACUCGGAGGGUGUCAAGCAUCAGUUGCUAUCCGUUGUGGACUUCUCCUCGGCUUACCACAUAGUGAUACCGGUUGCCCGAAAGGACACGCCGCACCUCGAAAAAGCUUUCUGCGAGCAUUGGCUUAAUGUGUUUGGGACACCUACGGUGGUGGCCGUCGACCUCGAGAAUGGAUUGGAGAAAGCCUUCGCCAAGAUCAGCGACUGGACCGGCACGAAGAUCAAAAAUGCAGCCGGCCAGGCACACUGGCAAGCUGGUUUCGUCGAACGCCACGGUGGUACCUGGAAGGCCAUCUUUGCUCGCAUCGUCGACGAGAUGUCCGUGCAGAAAGGAGACAUGCAUUUGGCAAUCGCCGCCGUUUCCUCGGCGAAGAACGGAUUGGCCCGGUCCGGGGGGUACAGUCCUGUCCAACACGUCUUCGGCUCGACACCAAACUUGCCCGAGGACUUACUGGACGGACCCCAUGCAAACCGCCCGGGCGAUGAACCCAUCAUCGACGACAAGCACGCUAGAGAGGUGGCAAUUCGAACGGCGGCAAGGGCGGCCUUCCACGUUGUCCAAACAGAUGAUCGGGUGCGGAGGGCCUUGGCGGGCCGCGCACGCGUUCAAGAUCGGGCCCCGGAGCCGGGCGAACAGGUGUUCUUCUACAGGAAGGCGAAGAACGCAAAACGGGGGAGCUGGCUCGGCCCGGGCACAGUGAUUGGACCGGAGGGCAACAACCUGUGGGUGACUCGUGGUGGGCGAUGCUUCCUAUGCGCUCCCGAACAUCUCCGUCUGUCGACUCCAGAGGAGCUCGGCCAGGCUUUUUCCUUCAAGGCUGCCAAAGAGGACCUCGACCGCCUCCUGAACACCGAGCUGGAGACGGACGAAGAGUUCCCGGCCCAGACCGACCUUGAUAUCGGAGAGGCUCCGGAGGGCGGCAUUUCAGACGUGGGCAGUCACGUCGUGCCUACAGAUGAGGAGAUGAUGGACCCCGAUGACGAUGAUGAAAGAACGGAUGGGCAUCCACCUCGUGGUCGACGACGUGUUCAUGAAGGGCCCCCUCCGUACCAGGUGAUGAAACGCCAUCGCCGAAAAGGUCCCCCUGAUCCUCCUCGCGAAGCCAUGAUGCUCAAGCAGGCCAAGACAAGACGCUCCCGGGAAAAGCAGAUGGAGAAAGAGUUGCCGUGGAACUCGAUCCCGGAGUCCAAACGAGAAGAGUUUCGUGCCGCUGAAGCCAAACAGUGGAAGGAACACCUGGACCACAACGCGAUCGAAGUGCUAUCCCUCAGCGACAGCGAGCUCAUCCGCCGCUCAGUGCCCGGUGAGCGUAUCCUCAAUUCGAGGUACGCUUACCGUGAUAAAAACCUCGGUAAGCGGCGGGCAAAUCCAGAUUUGCCAUGGAAGCCGAAGGCGAGGUUAGUUGUAGCCGGGCACCAAGACCCAGAUGUCCUCACCUCCGACGCCCCCGUCGACUCCCCGACGGUGGCACGUUCCUCACUGAUGGCCCUCCUGCAGAUAUGUGCUUCCCGACGCUGGACGGCAGCUGCUGGCGACGUUCAAGCAGCCUUCCUCAACGGUUUGGAGCUGCAGAGGGACUUGUGGAUGAAACAACCCCGGGGCGGAGUCGAUGGCCUACAUCCUGACCAACUGGUGAAGAUUCGGAAGGGGAUCUUUGGGCUAUCAGAAAGCCCCCGCCGCUGGUAUGAGAGGCUCUGCAACGUGCUCCUCAACGAGGUCUUUGCCGUCGACGGGAAUGACUACGUCCUAAAGCCCUGUCCCUUGGACCCUUGCGUGUUCAUGCUUGUGCCCAAGGACUUCAAAGGGGAACCUGUCGCCUACUUGGCCAUCCACGUCGACGACAUCCUGGUGAUUGCGGACAAGAAGCUCAAUCGGCUCCUACAAGCUCGCCUCAGCGAACUUUUCCGGUGGAUGGUUGGGAAGAGGCUGUUUCGAGUUGAUGUUCGCAAAGACCAACGUGCCGAAGACCCCGCUGAGGAGGAACAGAUCAUCGACAACCGGUCUUUAGUGGGGGCCUUGAGCUGGUUGGCCACACAGAGCCGGCCCGACCUUCAGUGCAGCGUGGCGCUUGCUCAACAAUUGCAAAGGGCCCCAACCGUUGGCGACGUACGCUUCACCAACACCAUCGUCGACCGCGCCAACCUCCACAAGGAUGAGGGCAUCAACCUCCCGCCGGUGGAUCUGGAUCGCGCGGUGUUCGUCGUCUACCACGACGCCGCCUGGGCCAACGCAGAGCUCGAGGUGGCUGAGGCUGGGUUCCAGCUAACUCCCGAGGAAGUCCGCCUCGGGAACAUCGGGGGACCCUUCGGCCCUGACCGGCCUAGAAAACCCAAACGGGCCGGGUCAAAGCUCGCCUCCCAGAUCGGCCACAUGAUCAUGCUGUUCGAUGAGAAGCUGGCUAGUGGAUGCCUGGCAAUCGGUGGGAUGCUGGAGUGGAGGAGCCAAUCCUGCAAACGGGUCUGCAGGAGUACCUUUGGCGCAGAGACUAUGGCCGGGGUCGAAGGACUGGAAGGGGGCCAGUACACCCGGUCCCUGUUUGCGACCCUCCUGAAGGGGGACCUGGUGAAGGUGGAAGAAGCACGGAGCCGUUGGCCUCUACUCUGCCUGACCGACUGCAAAUCCCUCUUCGACCAUCUUCAGAAAACCGGAGUACCCCGAGUGCCAAGUGAUCGUCGUCUGGCGAUAGACCUCACCGCGCUCCGAAUGGAACUCCUGGUCGAACGCUGGCAUGCCAAGAUCCCCCUGCUCUGGAUCCCGACGGGCGACCAGAUCGCGGACCCGCUGACGAAACCCAUGAACUGCGAGGAAUGGUGGCAACGGAUGAAGAAGGGCAUUAGGUUGCCUUUCCGUAGCGGGUGGCUACAAGCGCAUGAGAUGUCUUUUGUCUGUGGAAAAGCGGACCGGUGCGUCGCGCUCUUAGCGUUGCGGUGCCUGCCAGUGUCAGGCGAGCUGCCUUGUGGGGAGUUUCGGCAGCUGCUCCUCUUCGAUGCGCUCGAGUCUGGGGCGCUGAAGGUGUGGCUGGAGAAGCUCAAUGCGGCAGCAGCGCUGCUGCGGCACAGCCCCGCAGGGGUCAACUUCGAGGGGGUUCGAGCCGCCUUCGCACCAUUUGCCUCCAGCUCUGCGUUGUUCUGA
This is a messenger RNA of Symbiodinium natans, 8103 nucleotides long. Lineage: Eukaryota; Dinophyceae; Suessiales; Symbiodiniaceae. The record is from the annotation of a GenBank genome assembly.